AUGGAAGCUACAUCUCCCAAUACGGCACCACCAGGAAGCACCAAUACCAUCCAACCCCCCUCAAUCUCUCAACAAGACGGGAAUCCCUCAAACUCAUCAACAAUCCAACAAGAAUCCUCCUCAAACCCAGCGCAGUAUGAAGAACAACACGUCCACACAGUCUACAACGAAAUCGCCCCCCACUUCUCCUCAACCCGCUACAAACCCUGGCCCAUCGUCAAGACCUUCCUGCAAUCCCAACCGCCCGGGUCCCUAGGCCUCGACAUCGGCUGCGGGAAUGGAAAAUACCUCCCCAUCAACCCAUCCGUCUUCAUCAUCGCCUCCGACCGCUCAUCAGGACUGAUCAAAUUCGCUUCACAGCACCAACCCCAUUCCGCCAUCAUCGCGGACACACUUGCACUCCCCCAUCCUAGAGGAAAAUUUGAUUUUGCGAUUUGUAUUGCGGUGGUGCAUCAUUUGUCGACGGCGAAGCGGAGACGGCAGGCUGUGCAUGCGAUUUUGGAGACGUUGAGUGGUAAGGGGAAGGCGUUGAUUUAUGCGUGGGCGUUGGAGCAGAGGGAUAGUAGGAGGGGGUGGGAUGAGGGUUCGGAGCAGGAUGUUAUGGUUCCUUGGGUGAUGAAGAAGGCGAAGAGGGAUUUGGCGGAGGGAGAGAAGAAUGAGACGACGUUUCAGAGGUAUUAUCAUCUUUAUCGGAAGGGUGAGAUGGAGGAGAAUGUUGAGGCGGCUAGGGGUGUGGUUGUGGAAGCUGGGUAUGAGAAGGAUAAUUGGUGGGUGAUAUGUUCAAGGGGGAAAGGGUUUGAAGAGGGGAAGGAAUUAUGA
Molecule: messenger RNA, 819 nt
Organism: Hymenoscyphus albidus
Lineage: Eukaryota; Fungi; Ascomycota; Leotiomycetes; Helotiales; Helotiaceae
Source: the annotation of a GenBank genome assembly